Molecule: messenger RNA, 849 nt
Organism: Xenia sp. Carnegie-2017
Lineage: Eukaryota; Metazoa; Cnidaria; Anthozoa; Malacalcyonacea; Xeniidae
Product: putative transferase CAF17 homolog, mitochondrial
Exons: 2
Coding region: 88-723 (211 amino acids)
Cellular component (GO): mitochondrial matrix
Molecular function (GO): protein binding
Source: RefSeq, a predicted model, not a curated record
GCUUUCUCUGGGUCGUGGUAUAUCUUUUCAAAUCAAUUUUGGAAGCAUAUCAGACAUUUUAAACGAAACAUUUCAUGUAGUAAAGCGAUGAAUGAAAUGGCAAUUGCGAUGUUAACAAAUCGUGGUCAUAUUCACGUUAAGGGAAACGAUUCAGUGAAAUUUUUACAAGGUCUGUUGACAAAUGACGUUGCAUUAUUUCAUUCCGACAAUCAAAUGAAUGCGAUGUACUCAAUGAUGUUAAAUAGUAAAGGUCGUGUAUUGUAUGAUUUAUUGCUCUAUAAAUACGACAAUGGCUUCUUGAUGGAGAGUGAUGCUAUGGCUGUUGCCAGUAUUUUAAAGACCUUUCAGCUUUACAAAUUGAGAUCCCAUGUAACUUUUAAGGACGUUAGUAAACAUUUUGAUACAUACGCAGUACUCAAAGAAAACGCAACUUAUGGAUCUAUUAGGACAGGUAAAGAGAAACAUGGUAUUUUUGUUGUGGAUCCUAGAGUUGCAUUACUCGGAUCUCGCUUGCUGUUGCCAAGAGGUGAUGAUGUUACAGAUUACUUUUAUGAUGUUGUCAAGAUCAAUAAUCAAGAGGUGUAUGAUGAACAUAGAGUGAAAUUGGGGGUAUGUGAAGGGAUAAAGGAUAUCAAACCACAUCAUGCUUUACCUUUGGAGUAUAAUGUUACAGAGAUGCAUGGGGUGUCAUUUCACAAGGAUGUUAUAUUGGUCAGGAACUGACUGCAAGAACCUAUCAUACUGGAAUGAUAAGAAAAGACUUCUCCCUUUUCAAAUGGAGAAUGCUUUACUUACAGAAAAUAUGCUACCUAAUGAAAAUGUUACUUUAACUUCGAUGAAUGGAAAGCA